Messenger RNA from Podarcis lilfordi (Lilford's wall lizard), 261 nucleotides. The record is from the annotation of a GenBank genome assembly. Lineage: Eukaryota; Metazoa; Chordata; Lepidosauria; Squamata; Lacertidae.
UUCACACAGCUGAGCCAUGGCAAACAGCACAGCAGCAGGCAUGCCCAGGAACUGGAUAUUGCACAAGGCACAAACCAUGCAAAGACAGACAACCCUGCCUCGUUCCCGAUGGAAGGUUUUGCCCAUGUAGCACCUUCCAGCUUUUCUUCUUCUUGGUGGUACAAUCACAGUUCUCAUCUGGCUGCUGAUCAACUAGUUAAUUUUGAUAAUGGCAUAAAGUUGCUGCAGUAUAUUGCAGUCUCUCAGAUCCUUUUGCCAUGA